CAAAGUAAAAAUUCUCGCUCGAACCGAUGAGAACCGGGAUCAACGGUACUUUUGAUUACUCCAACAGCUGUAGUACUGGUAGGAAAACUACAACUGUUGUGUGUAACAAGAAUGAGUUCCUCUUCUGAUGUACAGGUCCAAGGCUCAAAUGAUUGGAGUAUUGCUUCAAAAUUGUCAGCAAUCACAGCUGGUUAUUAUAAAGACUUAUUUAUUUCUUGUUUCGCCCAAAAACCAGUCAAGAGAUCAUCUCUUAUUCAUCGAGGAUAUUAUGUUAGGGCCAAAGCUAUGCAUUACAUUUUUGACAGGUUCCUGUCUCAACAUCCAAAGUGUCAGAUAAUCUCCUUUGGAGCUGGUUUUGAUGAUUCCUACUUUACAUUGAGGCAACAAGGACACACUCAAUGCCAGUAUGUCGAAAUUGAUUUCCAAGAUGUUGUCACUAAGAAAUGGCAAUUAAUCAAGAAUCACCCUUAUUGUGCAGAGCUAGCUGCAGAAAAGGAUGCCUACCAGCUUGUGGCAGCUGAUUUAAGGAAUCUUCCAUCACUCACAAAGCUGCUGUUUGAAGAACUAUUGCUGAGUCCCUCAGAUCCCACAUUAUUCAUCUCUGAAUGUGCCAUCACAUACAUGGAUGAAUGCAGCUCUAGCAAACUGAUUGAGUGGUGCGGGACCACGUUCCCGAACGCAGUUUUUGCAGUCUAUGAGCAGAUUAGACCAAACGACGGUUUCGGAAGAGUGAUGCAACAGCAUUUCAUCCAACUAAGCAUACCCUUACUAAGCCUACCGGUUUAUCCUGACCACGAAACCCAACAAAAUCGUUAUCUUCAUAAGGGCUGGACUUCUUGUGAAGUUUACGAUAUCAAUGAAUUUGUCCAUAAACUUGUGCCGUCUGAUGAGCUGGAACGUAUGAGAAAACUAGAAACGUUCGAUGAGUAUGAAGGUUUCAAUGAAAAGUGUUCACAUUACAUCAUACUAACGGCGGCCAAAGGAAAUUGUAAGACACCACUUCCAGUCAAAGAUCAGGAAACCAAAGAUCACGUGUUUGAUACUACUAGUCUAAAAAGUUGGCAACUUUUCAAGUCCCCGAUCCAACGUUAUGGACAAGCUGGAUGCGCCAAUUCUAUUGGCAUUUGGAUAGUGGGUGGAUUUGGUGCGCGGCCACAAGGGCACGGAAGAUUAGAUGACUUGAUCCUUGCUCGCCGGGAUGGGACAAUCGAAUCCAGAUUAAAAGACAAAAGAUUGGCAAGAAUGUAUCAUUCACUUCACUUCAUGCAGUCCAGGCUUAUUGUCUAUGGUGGGAGGACACACCCUGCCAUGGCUUUGGGUGAUUUGGGCUUCAUUGACACGGAAAGAAAUGAAAUCGAAUGGCUGGACGGACAGCCCGAAAACGGAUGGCCUGAGCCUCGCUGGCGUCAUGCCUCAUCCAUCAUUGCGCCGUGCAGCAUUUUCAUUUGCGGCGGUUGUGGUCGACAAAACAAUCUUUUAAAUGACUGUUGGGUGAUGCGGGUUCUUCUCCAGUCAGGAACUAAAACGCCAUCCGUCAAAUGGGAGCCUUUCCUGUCACUGCCAUCCGGCCGCCAUUCCGCUGUUGCGUCAUAUUGGAAAGAUUUGAUUGUUAUCUCUGGAGGAUUAAAUAAAUCGGAAAUGGCUUGCCAGCCCACACUUCUCGUUUCGAAUACGAGUUGCAGCCAAGAAUGGAGGGAACCCGUAUGGAGUGGACCAUCACCUAUUCCUCGUUAUUCCCACCAGGCUCUCGUCACGACUGACAAUCGAAUGAUUCUCGUUGGAGGAAUUUCCACCUGCCACCCAAGCUCACCUGGCGUUUGCGUCAUCGAUUUACAAAGUUGGACGUGUGUCGAAUAUUCUCUGCCUGUUCAAGACAUUGCGCAACCGGUGAUUCUCGCCAGCUUCAAUGCUCAAUUGAUUGAAGAGAAUGAAGACACGAAAAUUCUCUGCUGGGGUGGUGGUAGUCCCUGUUUCUCAUUUGGUACUCACUUGAAUGGCGUCAUUGUUGAAUUGGAAGUGUAAAACAAAUAAAGAGGAGACACACACUUUUCAUUUGAAAA
Daphnia pulex (common water flea) is the source of this 2060-nucleotide messenger RNA. Its product is annotated as tRNA wybutosine-synthesizing protein 4-like. The record is from RefSeq and is a predicted model, not a curated record. Lineage: Eukaryota; Metazoa; Arthropoda; Branchiopoda; Diplostraca; Daphniidae. Gene Ontology annotation, molecular function: protein binding; tRNA methyltransferase activity. The transcript is spliced from 7 exons. The coding region runs from base 112 to 2022 and encodes 636 amino acids. Gene Ontology annotation, biological process: wybutosine biosynthetic process; tRNA methylation.